CAUGCUUCAUCGCGUUUCCCUCCGAUCAGCAUCCAUCAGCCCUCCUUCUCUUUUCCCCAUAUUUCAAUUUCCUUUCUCUUUCAAAUCUCUUCACCAUUCCCUUCUGCACCCUGCUAAGCAACAGUUCUUCUCUGUUCGUCAUGUCUACGACUGCAACGUCAGGAUCCAACAACUUUCGAGGGCCGCUGACAUUAAAGCUGCGCGCCAACUAUUCGAUAAUAUGCCAGCUCGAGAUGUUGUCUCAUGGAACUCUAUCAUUACAGCCUACUGGAAGAAUGGGUAUCUCCAAGAAGCAAAGAAACUCUUUAAUUCAAUGCCUGGCAGAAAUAUACUCUCCUGGAACUCCAUGAUCGCAGGUUGUGUUGAAAACGGAUGCUUAGAUGAAGCCUUCCAGUAUUUUAAAGCAAUGCCUCAGAGAAAUACGGAGUCUUACAAUGCCAUGGUAUCUGGGUUUGUGAGAUGUGAGAGGGUAGGGGAUGCAGGAAUGCUUUUCCAAGAAAUGCCUAGAAAGAAUGUGAUAUCUUAUACUGCAAUGAUUUAUGGGUAUAUGAAGGUGGGGGAAUUUGAGAAGGCGAGAGCUUUGUUUGAUGAGAUGCCGCUUAAGAAUGAUGUUUCUUGGACGGUGAUGAUUAGUGGGUAUGCUGACAAUGGCUGGUUUGAUGAAGCCAGGGAGUUGUAUCAGCGGAUGCCGAAUAAGAAUGUUGUUGCUAUGACAGCUUUGAUAUCGGGGUAUUUUAACGACGGGAGGGUGGAGGAUGCAAGGACCUUGUUUUAUGGAAUUCGGUGCAAAGACCUAGCAUGUUGGAAUGCAAUGAUAACAGGUUAUGCACAAAACGGGAUUGGAGAGGAAGCACUGAAGUUGUAUUUGGAAAUGGUUAAGCUGGCUAUCCAACCGGAUAUUUUCACCCUUGUUUCUGUUACCACUGCGUGUUCUGGCCUUGCAUCCAUUAAGGAAGGCAGACAAAUGCACGUGCUUGUUAUAAAAUAUGGGUUUGAGUUCGAUCUUUCUUUGUGUCAUUCCUUGAUUACAAUGUAUAGUAAAUGUGGUAGCAUUCUUGAUGCUGAACAAGCUUUUGGACAAAUUAAUGGAACAUGCCUUGUUUCGUGGAAUACAAUCAUUUCUGCAUUUGCACAGCAUGGUCUCUAUGAAAAAGCUGUUGAUUUCUUCAACCAGAUGGAAGUGGUUGGUGUUGAACCAGAUGGGGUAACUUUUCUUAGUUUAUUAUGUGCUUGUGGUCAUGCAGGGGAAGUAAAUAAAAGUAUGGACUUUUUUGACCUAAUGGUAAGAAAAUAUGGGAUUCAUCCAAGACCUGAACAUUAUUCUUGCUUGGUUGAUAUAUUGUGUCGAGCAGGUCAGCUGGAAAAGGCAUCCAAGAUAAUACGAGAAAUGCCUUUUGAAGCUGAUGGUGGAAUCUGGGGUGCCCUUCUAGGUGCCUGCAGUGUUUAUUUGAAUGUAGAAUUAGGGGAAUUAGCAGCUAAGAAACUUGUGGAAUGGAAUCCACAUCAUUCAGGUGCUUAUGUUGUUUUGUCCAAUAUAUAUGCUGCGGCUGGCAUGUGGGAUGAAGUCACAAGAGUGAGGCUACAGAUGAAAGAACAAGGAGUGAAGAAGCAAUGUGCAUAUAGUAGGAUGGAGAUUGGUAAUAAGGUGCACCACUUCCUUGGAGGGGAUCUCUCUCAUCCUGAAACCGAUAAGAUUCAUUUAGAGAUUAAGAGUAUCAGUUUACAAAUGAAAGCACUGGUUAAUAUUGCAGAAAUUGAUUUAUUGUGGGGUGGUUUUGGUUGAUAUAUAUCUCAAUAGGAGUUCUGAUUCCUGAUAGAAUUUCAGGAGAAAAGGGGAAGCCACAGGUGUCGGUAGAAACCUGUGAAAGCAAUCUUUUAACAUAAUCGUGGUUCUAUUUAUCUGCCAUCAACUCCUUGGGCUGCUCUCUUUGCGACUUUAGGUGGUGAUUAAUGGAUCAUCAACCCUUUUACCCCAAUUUCGGUGCAGACAAUUACUGACUAUUUCAGCACAUGCCACAAAGUCGGUGACAGAAGGAACUGCUCUUCACACUUCCACACGUUUGGAUGGUUUGUUGGCAUUGUUCCACCUGUAUAUUACUGAUAGAGAAUGGAAUUAUGGUGGAAUUCAUGCUAAAAGAUCCUGCGAGAGAGUUCCACCCAAGUCUUUUCUGUACCCGUGAGUGACUGUU
Hibiscus syriacus is the source of this 2189-nucleotide messenger RNA. RefSeq names its product pentatricopeptide repeat-containing protein At4g02750-like. The transcript is spliced from 2 exons. The coding region runs from base 2 to 1783 and encodes 593 amino acids. Gene Ontology annotation, molecular function: RNA binding; protein binding. Gene Ontology annotation, biological process: RNA modification. The record is from RefSeq and is a predicted model, not a curated record. NCBI's taxonomy places the organism in Eukaryota, Viridiplantae, Streptophyta, Magnoliopsida, Malvales, Malvaceae.